AUGACGACAUCCCCCCGCGACACACCGCUUUUCCUCAACGGUGGCGGCAUGAUGGAGGUGUGCGGUGCCUCAAAUGUUACCCUGAGAGAGUUUGGCUGCGAGCAGAACCUACUGUCUCGACCUGACGGAUCUGCGUCCUUCAUCCAAGGAGACACAAGUGUGUUGGCUGGAGUGUACGGACCAGCUGAGGUCAAAGUCAGCAAGGAGAUCUAUGACCGGGCAACGUUGGAGGUUUUGAUACAGCCCAAAGUUGGUCUGCCAAGCGUAAGGGAGCGAUCCCAGGAGCAGUGUGUGCGAGAAACCUGCGAGGCGUCUCUGCUCUUGUCGCUCCAUCCUCGCUCCUCCCUGACUCUCAUUCUUCAGGUGUUGCAUGAUGAUGGUUCACUCUUGUCCUGCUUUUUGAAUGCCGCCUGUAUGGCUCUCAUGGACGCAGGCCUGCCUAUGAGUUGCCUGUUCUGCGGCGUGACCUGUGCCAUCGACGCAGACGGUCAAAUCAUCACAGACCCCACGGCAGCUCAGGAAAAGGAAAGUCGAGCUUUGAUGACCUUUGCAGUUGACAGCACAGAAGGCAGAGUAUUGAUGUCGUCAACCAAAGGAUCCUUUUCAGUUCACGAGCUGCAGCAGUGUAUAGCCAUCAGUCAGAAAGCAUCAGAGAAGAUCUUCCAGUUCUACAGGGACUCUGUCAGGCGGCGAUACUCCAAAACCCUCUGAUCAAGAAGCAGCUUUCUUUUUCUAAAAUCUUUUUUUUUUUUUUUUUUUUUUUUUAAAUAAUGCAUACAAAUACGGAUGUUGUGAUAAAAUAUUAAGCAACCACUUUGGGCUACCUUUGCUUCAGUUCAGUCGUAGUCAGCUGUGCUGUGGCUGAAACAAGUGAUCUAGGAGGUUGGUGGUUUGUGGGGGGGGUGAUGGGGUGAUGGGGUGUUACAAGAGGACAUUUGAAAGAAGACCAGAUUGAACUGUCAGUGCAGAAUAAAAAGAGUAAAGAAGAAUGUCGAACAAGUGCAUUUAUUGGGAUUCAUUGAUUUUCCUUCGGUUUAAUAUGUACAUGUAACACAAGGAAGUGAACUGGAAAAGAACUAAAUAUCUGUUGUACUAAUAAACUUCUUUUGCCACAA
Xiphias gladius (swordfish) is the source of this 1115-nucleotide messenger RNA. RefSeq names its product exosome component 5 (gene exosc5). The record is from RefSeq and is a predicted model, not a curated record. Gene Ontology annotation, biological process: nuclear mRNA surveillance; poly(A)-dependent snoRNA 3'-end processing; rRNA catabolic process. Gene Ontology annotation, cellular component: nuclear exosome (RNase complex); nucleolus; cytoplasmic exosome (RNase complex). The transcript is spliced from 6 exons. Lineage: Eukaryota; Metazoa; Chordata; Actinopteri; Istiophoriformes; Xiphiidae. Bases 1 to 711 code for a protein of 236 amino acids.